UUCCACAACACACAGCUACAUUCACCCACAGACCGAGGUACAGACGAGAGACAACCUCUGGCCCCCCAGCAGCUGGCCAGCUUGGCAGCCCCAGUCUCCAGCCCCUAACUACCUUCCCCCGCCCCCAUCCCCUUCCCAAUUGAAGGAGCGGAGAGAGAAGAGAGAAGAGUGAGCAGAGAGAUUGAGAGAGAGAGAGAGAAAGAGAGAGAGAUAGACGGAGAUCUCUGGAGCAGACCUCAAGGUGACUUCCAUUUCUAUCUGGUUCACGUCUGGGGGGGCCCUGGCCGGGCAGCCCCCCCACAUUUCUCCUGCCCUGAAACACGGCUCUAGCCAACCUGCUCCGCUGCUUCACCUGCGACCGUCUGUGCGGGGGCUGCACGGCGCCAGCCCCUCCGGCCCGCCAGGGCAUUGUCCUCCAGCCUGUCAUGCCCAGCUGCGACCCUGGCCCGGGCCCUGCCUGCCUCCCCGCCAAGACGUUCCGCAGCUACCUGCCCCGUUGCCACCGCACGUAUAGCUGCGUCCACUGCCGCGCACACCUGGCCAAACACGAUGAGCUCAUCUCCAAGGUACGCCAGUCUUUCCAAGGGAGCCACGGCCGAGCCUACCUGUUUAACUCCGUGGUCAACGUGGGCUGCGGACCCGCUGAACAGCGCCUCCUGCUCACGGGGCUCCACUCGGUAGCUGACAUUUUCUGCGAGAGCUGCAAAACCACCCUGGGCUGGAAGUAUGAGCAGGCUUUUGAGACAAGCCAGAAGUACAAGGAGGGGAAGUACAUCAUUGAAAUGUCACACAUGGUGAAAGACAACGGCUGGGACUGAGGGGCUCAGGCAGGCUGUGCCCUUCCUCCGCAUGCCCACCCUCCCCACACCUGUCCCCUGGCCCUGCCAAGCAGUCCAUACCAGCAUGAGUACUGCCCCACCCCUGGGGGGAAGCCGGCUCCCACCACCCCUCCCCCCCUCCACCUUAUCACCCCCAGGCCCCUUUGGAAGGGCGGUCUGGGGUACCCCAGGGGUGUUCAAGGCUCAGGAGUGGGCAGCAGUCAGGGAGAGACAGAGCUGGGGAAUGAGGAUAGUUGUGGGUCCUUCUAGCCCUAAGGUCCUGAAAACGGAGGUGAUGGCAGGGCAUAGGUCAGGCAGAAGACCAUGAAGGACCCAUUUUUGCCCUAAUCUCUUGUUUGAGUGAACGGAGGACAAGCCUUAGGCAUGGGGCUGGUAGGUCCCAGGCCACAGGACAGCAGAUGAGAAGGGGCUUGAAUUGGAGUGAAAUUUUGGCCUCAGACACCGCGAGACACCAGUCUCUGAGGGUGAAGUUUCCCGCCCCCGUUUGUAGGAGAAAGGAUUCGGGGAUGUAAGGGGAGAAAAAAAAAAUCCCAGAUCCUAAGCCCUGGGAAAUAAAAGAAUCACAGGGGUUUCCAUUUCACUCCACUUUUUAGUUCAUCUUGGCACUAAAGAGGCACUUUCGAGUAUCUUCGCCAGUGGGUGGGGUGGGGAAAGCUGCUCCUGUAACAGCCCCCACCCCAGCUGGCUGUUUCCAGCACGAGCAGACUUUCUGGGCAUUCUCUGAGGCCCAGCCACUGCUCUCUGGGACCCAGUCCCUUGGAGGGGAGGUGGGACAUCAGUGCCACGGGGUCAGGCUUCCUCGUGGCUGCCACCAGCGAACGAAACUUUUGUAUGAUACAUAAAGUGUUUGGGUCUAUUUUUAAUAAAAAGGGGAAAAGCAACUGUGAGGAACUCUGUCCUCUUGACUGUCCUUCCCGUUUACCUACCAUAUACUAUUCUGUCACCCCCUCCCCCACCCCGCCCCCCAGGGGCCUGUCCCUUCAUGCCACUAGAGGGCAGCAACUGCUUUGUCUGUAUUAAAACCCCACUUGAGCUUUAACCAGGGGUUGGGUCUUCAGGUGAGGUCUGCUUAGUGAAGAGGGAGCUUUUGCGAGCUGUGUUCCAGCGGAAGCGCCCAAAUCAGCUCCUCUUCCAGAGCCCUUGACAAUGAAUCCUGCUUUUGCCUGGAUCCGGGACUGGGCACCUGGAAGGGUCUCUUCCCUGAACAAGGGUGUCCUUGGGUCCUAUUGCUUUUCAGCCUGGUUUUGAAAUGUCUGGGUCAGUUCGUGGCCACACUUACGGCUGAAAGGAAAAUCGAUGAACGCAAGGUGUUGCCCCAGCACAGCAGAGACCAAGUGGAACGAAACGGCUCAAAAACCGCAGCAUCAGGGCCACCGUGUGACCCACGCGCAAUUUCUGGCAGUGAUAUGAAAUCCCCAUUGUUAUUUGCUGGGUCACUGACAACUGCGGGGAGGA
Messenger RNA from Lutra lutra (Eurasian river otter), 2294 nucleotides. RefSeq names its product yippee like 4 (gene YPEL4). The transcript has 5 exons. The record is from RefSeq and is a predicted model, not a curated record. Bases 426 to 818 code for a protein of 130 amino acids. Lineage: Eukaryota; Metazoa; Chordata; Mammalia; Carnivora; Mustelidae.